This is a messenger RNA of Meloidogyne enterolobii, 1590 nucleotides long. Lineage: Eukaryota; Metazoa; Nematoda; Chromadorea; Rhabditida; Meloidogynidae. The record is from the annotation of a GenBank genome assembly.
GAAAUGAGGAUUAUUUUUGUUUUUAUUUUGUUUUUUGUUGUAUUUGCUGAGGAUGCCUCUACUAAAGAAGAUUUACUUCCUCGUGGUGUUCAUCCACAACUUUCUUCAUUCUAUUCUAGCGGAGAAACAUUUGCUUGUCUUGAUGGAAAUAAAGUUACACCAUUUAAUCAAGUAAACGAUGAUUAUUGUGAUUGUGCUGAUGGAUCUGAUGAACCAGGUUUUAUUGAAUUAGGGACAACUUUGGGUUUUACUCAUUACCGCUGUCAACGAAGAUUUCGGGAAUUUUGGAGGAUAUUAAGAACUGCCGCCUGUCGAAAUGGCAAAUUUUAUUGUAAAAAUUAUGGAUACAAACCUUCAUUAAUUCCUUCAAGCCGUGUGAAUGAUUAUAUUUGUGAUUGUUGUGAUGGAAGUGAUGAAUGGGAUUCAGGAACUGAAUGUCCAAAUGUUUGUGAAGCUCUUGGUUCUGAAGCACGUUCUGAGGCAAAGCAGCGACGUGCAACAUAUGAAGCUGGUUGGCGAAAAAGAGAGGAAUUGGCUGUUGAAGGGAAGAAAAUGAUGGAAGAAAAGACAAAAGAAUUAGAAAAACAAAAAGUCGAUUUAUCUUCUUUGGAGGAACAAAAACUUGAAUUGGAAGAAGCAAAAAAUGUUGCAGAAAGAUUGGAAAGUGAUGCGAAACGAGAAGUUGAUGGACAAUUUGAAGAAGAAAAGAAUCGAAAAUUAACUGAAAAAGCUCAAAAUUUAUUAAAAGAAAUUGAUAAUGAUGGAAAUGGAAAAAUAUCAAAUGAAGAAUUGAGAUUAUAUUGUGGAUUAGGACAACAACAAUUAUUGCCACCAGAAAAUGAAUUAAAAGAAGAAUCUGAAAAUGUCGGAGAUAAUUUCGAAUUAGAAGAAAUGUUUAAAGGAAUUUUUGGGGAAGGAAGUGAAAAUAUUGAUUUGGAAAUGAUUAAAAUUAAAUUUAAAAAUAUCAAUGAUUUUCUAACAAAAUGUAAAGAAAAGAAACAGAAAGAAGAAAAUGAAGAGGGGGUAAAAGAAGGUGGAGAGAAGGAAGAAGGAGAAGAAAAAGAACAGCCUAAAUAUGAUGAAGAAACACAAAAAUUAAUUGAAAAUGCUAAUAAUGCUAGAAAAGAAUUUGGAGAAAUUGAAAGUCAAAUUAGUCAACUUCAAGAUGACAUUAAGUUAAAUUCGGACCAAUUUUUAAAUCAAGAAUAUGGAACUGAUUAUGCAUGGGCUCCACUUAAAGGUCAUUGUGCAGAAUUGACAACUACUCAAUAUACAUAUAAAAUUUGUCUUUUUGACCGAACUGUACAAAAAGAUAGAAAUGGCCAUAAUGAAGUAGAUCUUGGUCAUUGGGGUAAUUGGGCAGGUCCAGAAACAAAUAAAUUUUCUUUACAAAAAUAUGAACAUGGCCAAAGUUGUUGGAAUGGCCCUGAACGUUCAACACUUGUAGAACUUGUUUGUGGGUCAGAAUUGGAAUUAGUAGAGGCUAGCGAACCCGCCAAAUGUGAAUAUAAGUUUUUGGUACGUGUACCAGCUGCAUGUCAAGAUCCAAAAGAAAUUGAUGUUGGAGGAGAAGCACAUUUUGAACUUUAA